Molecule: messenger RNA, 6028 nt
Organism: Salvelinus namaycush (lake trout)
Lineage: Eukaryota; Metazoa; Chordata; Actinopteri; Salmoniformes; Salmonidae
Product: DENN domain-containing protein 5B-like
Exons: 21
Coding region: 229-4008 (1259 amino acids)
Molecular function (GO): guanyl-nucleotide exchange factor activity; small GTPase binding
Source: RefSeq, a predicted model, not a curated record
AUAGGCUGCCUGUGCCUCGACAACACAUUCAAAAACGGGCUGACACUAGGCUGCCGACCGUGGACGGAGAACAGAAGAGCACAUUUCAUCCCAAAUAUAAUACGAGGAGUUAGUUUGAAACGUGAAUAAGAGUCUAACGUUUGUUCUCACUUGACCUGCGUAGGCUACACUAUGGAGAUCCAGAGCGUGGAAUAGAGACGGACGGAGUAGCCUACCACAUCUAAACCGAUGAUGAGCGGGGUUACCUCUGCCACAGGCUCGGCUUCGUGCCGCUUCGCUCAGUACUUCGUUGUGUGUGGAUUGGAUACGGAGACUGGUCUAGAACCCGAAGAAUUAACUGGUGAGGGCUUUGAGCAGAGCCCCAUCCGGAGGUCCUUCAAGUCCAAGGUUCUGUCCCACUACCCUGAGAGCACAGACAGGAGUCCCUUCAACAGAGAUGCAGUCAACAUGCUCUGCAUGCCGCGGGGCCUGUCGUUCCGUAGUCAGGCGGACAGCCGUGACUCCCGCUUCCACUCCUUCACGGUCGCUCGGGACGACGGCACACACUCCUACGGCUUUGUGCACAUGUACUACGAGGAGGUGACGAGCGCCCAGAUCACCGCGGCGAUGCAGACCCUCCAUCAGAUGCACCAUGUGGCGCAUCACUCCACCUCUUCUUCAUCCCGCUCUACUUCCUCUGCCUCCUCCCCCUCCACAUCCAGCAUGGACUCUCUGGUGAGCAGCCUGGACGAGUCGGAUGCUGCUUCCCUGGCAGAGCGUCCCCUGUUGGCUUGUUUGGGCUGCACAGCGGGCUCCUUCCAGCCGGCCCGGGACACCCUGUAUGUCUCCAAGGCCCUCUGCCUCCUGACACCCCUCCCCUUCCUCCUCGCCGCCCGCCACUUCCUGUCCCAGCUGCACCAGGCGGUGACAUCGCACGCCGCCCCGCCGCUGCCCCUAGAGAGCUACAUCCACAACAUCCUGUAUGAGGUGCCCGCGCCGCCGCCUGGUCGGUCGCUCCGGUUCCACGGGGUCCAGGGGCCGAUCGUGUGCCAGCAGCCCGGCCCAGAGGAGCUCCCGCUGGGGGACUACCCACUGGGAGAGGCCUUCUCACUGCUAGGGGUGGAGAACCUGGUGAGGCUGCUCACCUCCGUGCUACUGGAGACCCAGAUCCUGCUUUACUCACAAGACUACCAGCGGUUGAUGACUGUGGCAGAGGGCAUCACCACCCUGCUGUUCCCGUUCCAGUGGAAGCAUAUCUACCUGCCCAUCCUGCCCGCUCCCCUGCACCACCUCCUGGAUGCACCAGUGCCCUUCCUCAUGGGUAUCCAGAGGUGGGACGGCGCCCAACGCUCCACUCUGGAUCUGUCCAAUGAGGCCAAUCUGUGCUUCGUGGACAUUGACAACCACCGCGUGGAUCUACCCGAGGACCUGCCCCUCUUCCCAGACCAGCUGGAGCUCAUCCAGGAACUGAACGAGGUGCUGCUGCGCUUCGGCCUCCAGCCAUACGGGGGCUCUACAACCACCAAGCCCGCCCCUGUCGCUCCCCCCUGCCUCAGCAGCCUCGUCCUGGAGGACCUGAUGGAAGACCGGCGCAACGGGAACCUAGGAGGGGAGGAGUUGGCCGUGCUGGAACGACUGCAGGCACUGGCCAGGAGGUGUGGAGGAGGGGGGAUGGCGGGAGGGAAGACGCUGGGACGGGCGUUCGAGGAGGAAGAGGAGGAGCUGAAGGCAGCCAAGAUGAACGUGCAGCUGAGGGAGGUGUUCGCGGGGCGUUUCACCUCCAUGUUCGGGAGGUACGAAGAGUUUGUGAUCCACAGCGCUCCCGACCUGGAGUCCUGGCUGGGCAACCGUGAGGGAACGAGCAACUUUGAUAAGGGUUCUUUCCUGUCGGUGCAGCCCGCCACACACCUACACUUCCUGUCUCGGUUCCUGGAGACGGCCAUGUUUUCAUCGUUCAUAGACAGCAAGGUGUUGUCUCGCUGGGCAGACCGGGAGCCACUGCAGCGCGUGUUCGACGGGCGCUUGGUGAGGGAGCGCCUCUACAACACAUUCGAGGACGAUCCUGGCAACCGUCACUACAGGAAGUGCACAGUGCUCCAUGAGUCAGUCCAGGCCAUGGAGCGCAGGCUGCUUAAGGCUGACCACACGGCCAUCCACCCCCACCUGUUGGACAUGAGGAUUGGCCAGGGCCGACACCAACAGGGCUGCUUCCCCAGGCUACAGGCUGAUGUACUGGCACAGGGACACCACACCAACAAGUGGUCAAGUCGUAACAUCCCUAAGAGACCAGUGACUACUGAGACCACCUCAGGACUGGACAAUGACCAGAGAGAGAAGUUCUCUCUGGGGAGGAGGAGCCUAUGCCAGUCUAAGCUGCUUGACCCCUCCCCCUCAACUGUCACUCAAACCCAGUGUGGGUUUGUGGAGGGGCUGCUGAGGGAGUGUCGUGUGAAGACCAGGCGUAUGCUGAUGGAAAGGAUGGGGAAGGAGAGUGUGGAGCUGGGGCAGGGCGAGGCCAACAUUACAGGCCUGCAGGAGAACAGACUGAUCCACAGCCUCUGUGACCUGCUGGAGAGGACCUGGGGCCACGGGCUACAGCUCAAACAGGGGAGGUCGGCUCUGUGGUCCCACCUGCUCCACUACCAGGCCAACGAGGAGAAGAUGGAGUCACCUUCAAAGGCCGAGUCUCCAGUGUCCAAUGGGUCGGACAGCAGGAGGCUGGAGGAGGGGCUUCCACCGCCAAAGGGCUCCUUUGUACAGGAUAUGAGGUUUGUCCAGACCAUGAGUGGGGGUCUCAGUGAAGUGGGUCAGGCCCGGGCCUGGAUUCAUCUGGCCCUGGAGAAGAAACUGCUCUCACAACACCUCAAACUGCUGCUGGCCAACCAUGACCUGAUUAGGCAGCUGUAUAAGCCUUAUGCAUUCCUGCUGUGUGAGGAGGAGAGGGAGCAGUUUCUGUUCCACCUGCUGUCGCUCAACACUGUAGACUACCUUUGCUUCACACGCACAUUCACGUCCAUCAGCAUUCCGUACCGUGUUGUCAUAACGCCCAUGAAGAAGCUGAGCAUUGCCAUGACAAUGUCCAACCCCUGGGUGUGUGUUUCUGGCGAGCUGGGUGACUCCGGGGUCAGGCAGAUCCCCAAGAACACACAGGAGAUCUUCUUCCAGUGUCAGAACCUGGGCAGACUGAGCACCCUGCAGUUGGGCCAGGAGAACUCUGGCCUGCUGGCUAAGUGUCUGGUGGACUGUGUAAUUGUGCACAAUGAGAUCACUGGACACACCUACAGGUUCCCGUGCGGCCGCUGGCUGGGGAAGGGUGUGGGCGACGGAAGCCUGGAGAGGGUGCUGAUUGGUCAGCUGGUGUCGCCCGGAGGAGAGGAAGAUUCUGGGAGGUCGACGGGGACUCCCCCAGAGCAAGGCUCGCCCCCACAGAGCGGGCGCACGGGGAGUCUGGGGGCUCUGGGCCGCAGCAACAAGCUCUCCUCUGUCCAGGUGCAGGAGGAUACGAGGGAGGCAGUGAACAACCUUGUCAAGCACUUCCACAAAGCAGAGCAGGAGAGGGGGAACCUGACUGCUCUGCUCUGUGGAGAGGGGGGGCUGGUGCGCUCCCUGGAACAGUUCCUCCUCCACGGCUUUAAGUCCUCGCGCCUAUUUCAAAGGAGUGUGUUCAUAUGGGACUUUGUGGAGAAAGUGGUGGUUUCCAUGGAGACUGCAGAUCAGAUGGGUGACCUGCGGGAGUCAACAGAACUAUGUGACUCGCUGUGUCACUAUGCCAACGCCAUCAACGCUUCGCCACGGAACAUCGGAAAGGAGGGCAAGUUCCAGCUGCUGGUCUGCCUGGGAGUCAGGGACCGGCUGCUGCCCCAGUGGCUCCACCUAUUGGCCCAGUGCCACCUGACGGCUGUUCAAUACGAGAAGUCAGCCCUGGUCCGGGAUCGUGCCGCCGUCCACACUCUCUCCCGUGUCCUCCACACCCUCCACGAGUUCCCCAUCGCCCUGGAGACCGCCCUGGUCAAGGGGGUGGACCUCUAACCUCACUGCCGCUGAGGACAUUGGUGAAAUGGCGUUUUAACCCCUAUCCACAGACUGCGCAACGCACACAGGGUGGCUGGGCCUCAAUAGUGUCGUGACAGCCUCUCCAUGUGUCCUCUCCUUCGGUUCCGCACCGAUCAUGACAGGUGUAAGUAAGAAGUGUGACACAAGCCCAUCAUUGGAUCAUCACUUCAAUCCUGUCAGAUCUAGUGAGGGAGAGGACACGAGGACAGGAAGUCACUUUAGACAAUUGAGACGCAGCCAGCAGCGCCUGCCUGGUCAGAACUGGACAGCUGAACUCUCACGACAAGAGAGGAAGUGACAAUGGGAGACCUUUUUGCUGAUGUGAAUCUAGGAGGGGAUGGAACACCAGACAAGCCACUGACCUGGCAGCUUCUGCAGGCCUAUUAUAUAGCCACAGCAGGCCUAUUGCCUCAUUUGCUGAUGCAUAUGUCAUAUCCAUUGAAGUUACAAUGACAUGCAUACAUACAUACAACUUUCAUUUUCUUCCCCUCGAGUUUUAUUAUUGGAAUGUGAUACAAAACGAGGCAACGGUGUGCUUUAGGACCAUGCGGACGCCUCCGAGCGAUCGAGUAGGCUGUUUGGAGUGUUUAUCCAACUGGAUAAAUAUAUAUAAUUGUCGCCCUCAGUUCUAAAACGAAAGUUGCGCCCCUACGUACGUACAGGAAACAGUGUUGCAUUUCUUAUUUUCCUCAUUUACACUGUGAUCUGUCUCUUGGAGUGAGGCGGAGUGAUUCCCUUAACCAACCAGCUUUGAUGUCUCAGCUCACACUGUGAAGGGCAAGGGAGAAAAGAGUUGUGAUGAACUUUGACUCCACCUACCUGUCCUGCCCCUACUUAACACAAGUCAUAUUGCUGUUAUGCUUGCCCUUGGCAUAUAAACCUGACAUGCAUGGCCAUAUCAGGGGUGUAUUCACUAUGGACCAAACAGCCCGAAACGAGGAGGGACUAAACUGAACGCUCGUUAUCGUUGCAAAACAUUUUUGCUAUGGUUCGCACCGGUGUGCCCUAAUGAAUACACCCAAUGUUUUUCCUCUCUCAGUGAUGCAGUCUCUAGCUACAGUUAUUCUGCUGCCUGAUUGUCUGUAUUAUUAUGGUAUGGACAUUGUGAAUGGAUUAUUUCUAAACUAAAAAAUUCUGGAGAUUAAGGAUAGUUACUCUGCUCAAACUGGUGUAGAUUUUUGUUCGCCAACACUUGAUAUAACUUUCCUGAAUGAACCAUCAUAAAUGCUUUAUAAACUAUAAAUGUUAUAAAAUGCUUAUAAAAUGUAAUGCUUAAAAAUACUUUAUUAAUAGUUUAUGAAUGCCUUUCAUGAAUGUUGAUGUGAAAACUCUGUUGAAAUUGUCUCUGUGCAGCAGUUGCCUGGUCCUGUACAUCAGAGGUUUUAUUUGACUGACUGAAGCCCUAGCACCACGACUCUUCUCAAUGUUCCCUGACUCGGGCCUGUUUUUGUAGGCCUGUCUGUUUAUCGUUCUAUAGACUUGUUGCCUCCUACAGGAUCAUUCUGGCUUUGCUGACAAAAAUAUAGAAAAUAUUGGUUUGAAAUAUUGAAAAUGGUCUUUUGUCAAUUUAAAAUGUAACGUUUUUUUUAUACUGUGACUAUUUGAACGUUGCUUUGUAAGACGUUGUCCUUCAGUCAUACAAUGUUACCAUAGACUUUUCAGUUGAUAGAGAGAACCCCCCCAUUUGUCUACAUUUCUGUUGACAGACAAUUGCAUUUUGUUAUCUAAAUGUCAUGUUGCUUAUUUAAUUGUAAUUGCUUGGUCAAAACAUUGAGGUUUUUCUUCGAAAACAAGCUUGAUAUUAUAUUGAUAUUACGUUUAGCUUUUUUGUUGAUAAGAUGGAAAAUGUCAUCUCCUGCACUAUCCUUUUUGUCAAACCCGCAAUGAUGAAGUCUUGCUUAUUAUUUGAAAAUUGAUAUUAGGCUAAGUACUAAUCUACUAUUUUCAACAUUUAAUUAAUUGUGUUAAAGAUUAAAGUCUCUGCUAAGAUAUAAAA